AUGACCCUCAAGGGUGCCACCACCAGCCAAGCUUGUGCCGCCUGCAAAUACCAGCGUAAGCGAUGCACCCCUGAGUGCGCCCUUGCCCCACACUUCCGGCCUGAACACCCCACCGUUUUCAGGAACGUACACAAGUUGUUUGGCGUGAGGAAAAUCUUAAGAAUACUUGAAGAGAUCGAUCACUACCAGCAGCCAGAGGCCAUGCGGUCCAUAAUCUACGAGGCUAACAUGCGAGACCAGUUCCCUGUUCAUGGGUGUUUGGGUGUAAUAUGUGAGCUUUGGUGCCAAAUAAGGCAGGCUGAAGAUGAGCUACGUAGCGUGCUCACUCGACUAGCCUUUUAUAAGCAAGACCAUGAGCAACAACGGACGACGGCUUUGUCCCCUGUUGUCUUUCGUGGGUCGUUGCAACUUGGCAUGGCUAUAGCACCACCUGAUAUUGCACCACUUACUCUUUUUCAAGACGAAGCUACGACAACAAUGCCAAUUUCUUCCCACAACAAUACUGGUAUGUGUAUCAAUACGCUAUGGCUUCAAGAAACAAACAAUACCAACAACCACCACCAUAGCCCCUUGAUGUCGCAACCUUCGGUUAUAGAAGAAGCUGUAAACAACCACGACGGAAUAUUUCCGUUCUUCGAUCAUAUUGAAGACCGACAAUUACACAUAGAUUCAAAAGAGAAGAAUGAAUCAAGUUUGGAUGAUUCAUGCCAAUUGAAGCUUUGUUCUGAUAAUGGAGCAAACUGUUGCGACUCAAAUGGGCUUCGAGCUCCUAAUGGUCUAUGUCUGGAGAAACUUGGAAAUGGUUCCUACGUUGAUAUGGUUCCACACCCAGAUGGCUCAAACCGAGUUUUUGUGUGUAACCAACAAGGUAAGAUAUGGUUAACCAUGGUUCCUGAGGUGGGUUCUUCACAAAGUUUGAUGAUGGACGAAUCAGACCCCUUUUUUGAUCUGAGUGAUCAAGUGCAAUUUGCGACCGAAAUGGGACUUACAAGCAUUGCGUUCCAUCCAAACUUUACCAGUAAUGGCAGAUUCUUUGUUGCUUAUAACUGUGAUAAGUUUCAGCAGUCUGGAUGCGAAGGCAGAUGUUCAUGUAAUACUGAUGUAGGUUGUGAUCCUUCCAAUGAUGGAUCUCUUCAAGAAACUUAUCCUUGCCAGUUUCAUGUUGCAAUUGCGGAGUUCACUGCCAACGGCACCACCACUUCGACAAAACUUUCAUGGAUGGGACAUGCUAAUUUGGUUGAGGUCAGGAGGAUCUUCACAAUGGGGCUCCCGUUUGAAGCUUAUCAUGCCGGCCAGAUUCUCUUUGGCCCUGCCGAUGGCUACUUGUAUUUCAUGAUCGGAGAUGCUUCUCACGAUGCCGAUCCAUACAAUUUUGCACAAAACAAGAGAUCAUUGCUAGGAAAGAUAUUGAGGCUUGACGUAGACAUCAUUCCGAGUGCAGCAGAAAUAAGCAGGCUCGGCCUAUGGGGAAACUAUUCAAUACCGAAAGACAAUCCGUACACUACCGAUAAGGAACUUAAUCCCGAGAUCUGGGCCUUGGGUUUUAGUAAUCCUUGGCGAUGCAGUUUUGACUCCGAAAACCCGUCUCGCUUCAUCUGUGGGGAUAUCGGGAAGAAUCAAUACGAAGAGAUUGAUCUAAUCAAGAAAGGCGGAAACUACGGAUGGCGUGUUUACGAGGGGCCCCAUCUCUUCCAUCCAUCGCAUGCUCCUGGAGGGUACACUAAGCCAAGCUCCAUUACACCCAUAUUUCCUUUGGCGGGAUAUAACCACGAUAGUAUUGAUGCGAACAAAGGUCCAGCCUCGGUAAUUGGUGGUUACUUCUAUCGUUCAGCCACUGAUCCAUGCUUGUAUGGCUGGUACAUAUACACAGACUUGUACAGUUAUGCUAUCUGGGCAACUAUUGAAGCCACUGAAAACAGCGAAAACUUCAAGAGUUUUGGUGUCCCUUUUGGGUGUGCCCACGACUCACCGAUACAAUGUGGGCUCAAGCCGGGGAGUCACGGGGUUCCUGACCUUGGGUACGUGGUGUCGUUAAGUGAAGAUAACAACAAAGAUGUGUACUUGUUGACGAGCAGCGGUGUGUAUAGAGUUGCAGCUCCAAGCCGUUGCGGGUACCGUUGCGCCAAAGAAAGGUAUUCGAAUUUGACUAAAGUUCCCACAUCGGGAGCCUUACUGAAGGCUGCAAAAUUUGCACUGUUUUUCCUUUCUUUCUUGGUGCUUGUUUUUCUAUAA
Messenger RNA from Cynara cardunculus var. scolymus (artichoke), 2232 nucleotides. Its product is annotated as HIPL1 protein-like. Lineage: Eukaryota; Viridiplantae; Streptophyta; Magnoliopsida; Asterales; Asteraceae. The record is from RefSeq and is a predicted model, not a curated record. The transcript is spliced from 7 exons. The coding region runs from base 1 to 2232 and encodes 743 amino acids.